GCUACUUCCGCCUUUUAACGCAUGAUGUCACGAACCGUGAACGAGAACCUACCCGAGAGCGGCAUCAAAGAGGCAACACGCGGCAAGCCGAACACAACUUUGUUUUGAGACUUGUCUCACCCCGUAUUCGCGCUCCUCUCCACCUCACCAUCCACCACCGAGUUGUCCCAGUUCGGGACACCUGGGCCGAAGCACCACCGGAGCUCGGACGGCCGGACUUCAGAGAUCUCCAGGUGUCAUGGGCGAAGCAACAGUCAGAGAGGAUGGCACAGUGAUAAGAUCAGCUGAGUAUGUAGGCUCAUUUUCGGUGGACGACAGCUGCCUAGAUGAUCAGAUGGAGCAGCUGCAUAGGAACCUAAAGACCCUGAAAACAUGCAAAAAGAGCAGGCCCGUAUCAAUCAAGUUCUCCGUCAAAGGCGUGAAAAUGUACGAUGAGGACGAAACGACCCUCCUGAUGGCCCACGCCCUUCGCAGAGUGUCACUGUCCACCGCCCGGCCCAGCGACUCCCAGUUUGCCUUUGUCUCCCACAACCCAGGCAGCGCCGACGUCCAGUUGUACUGCCACGUUUUUCGAGCCAGACACGCCAGAGCUGCCCAGUUCCUGAACCUUCUGCUGUGCCGCUGUUUCCAACUGUCUUACUUGGAGAAGCACCCAGACGAAGCCCAGGAAGGUUCUUCCGGUUCGGCGCCUCAACGUAACCCGUCGCUUCUCAACCACGGCUUUCCGCUCAGUGUUAGCGCCCUGGUGUCCUUCAGAAGAGCUCCCUUUCGCGGGUUGAUGUUCGGUUCUAAGAAACAUGACAAGGCGUCCGACGAGCAGCAGCUUGGCAACCAAGAUGAGGUCUUCACCACCUCCUCCCCAUCCCUAGUGCGCAAGAAAGCCAUCCGCAACAAAGUGCUGCGUUCCGGGGCAUAUCGCUCCUUCACGUUCACACCGCUCAAGCAGCGCCACGUGCAGGAGCGCCUCAAUGCAUCACAAGAAAAGGACCAAGACAAGACCGUGGCAAGACGACCAAGGAUGCCGAGCUUGGCCGAGACCGAGGAAGCGCUGGCUCAGGCUGUGUGGUGUUGGGCCGGUAUUGCAACUGACAGCAGCUACUCCCUCCUGGCUGAUGACGUUUUGGGAUCUUACCUCUUGUGCCCACAUCCCAAGAAACCCAAAAGUGGAUCCCUCAUCAUUCGCUUCCCAUCUGGCCUCAUCACCUACCUUAUUGAAAACACUCGUAAAGGGAAUUUCUUUUUGGAGAAAUGCAAAGCCGAAUUCAGUUCACUGGCAGAACUGAUUGAACAUUACACAGAGAACCAGGAUGGACUCCCGUGCCGGCUGAGCUGUGCCCGAGUAAACCACUGCUAUGAGUGGGAGGAGGAAGAUGCCACAGAGCCAAAGGCCCAGGAGGUGCGCAGAAGCCUGAACAAAAGCAGAAUGCUCAAGAUAGUGAAAGGAAUGGGGAUGAAAUUUGGACACUAGAAGUGGUCAACUGCUAAUUUUUUAUUUUUUUUUGCACCUCAUCCUUCACUCAAUCACCAUAAGUUUGGUGUGACAUUUCAAACCUUAUUAACACUCAACAACGCACUUAUUUAUAUUCCCUGUUGGCACUCCAGGCAUUAUCUGUAAUAUAUAGCUCAUUUUGUCAAAACAGUUUUUGUACUUGCUGCUUUUACGUUUUAGAUAUGUGUAUGUUUUUUUAAUCAAGUUCCAAAGUGUUUUAAGAUCUUGAGUUUAAGAGCCCAGGUUGUCAAAAUCUGACGGUAAAGUGUUUUUUCCCCUCCCUUGUCAAGAUGUUGCCAAUAUAUUUGUUGAAAUAUAA
Molecule: messenger RNA, 1808 nt
Organism: Hippocampus zosterae (dwarf seahorse)
Lineage: Eukaryota; Metazoa; Chordata; Actinopteri; Syngnathiformes; Syngnathidae
Gene: sh2d5
Product: SH2 domain containing 5
Exons: 10
Coding region: 239-1468 (409 amino acids)
Cellular component (GO): postsynaptic density
Source: RefSeq, a predicted model, not a curated record